UCUAUUAGUUUAGAAAUUGAAGAUAAUAUGCAUAUAGAUAGGGUCAGCGGAUCGAAGAAGUCGUCCUGGAUCAGCGGGGGACCGAGCGAUCGGAGACGGAUUAGCGACUCGCUGGAUAAACAAUCGGAGAAGUCUUCUAUGUCUACAUCACAAAGAGGUCUUCGAAAUGGAAUCAGCAAGGAUAAUGAGAGACCGACAAUGAUUUCGACGCCUAUAUCUAGAAAGUUUCAGCAGCAGCAGCAGCAGCUUGAUAGCCGUGAUAAUCGUUCUUCGUCUACUCUAACCACUAUGAACAAAUGUUCUGAUGAUGAAUCUGAGACAGACAGUGAAGAAGAGUCUGAUGUUAGUGGAUCGGAUGCAGAUGAAACAUCUUGGAUACCAUGGUUCUGUAAUUUGCGGGGAAAUGAGUUUUUCUGUGAAGUUGAUGAGGACUAUAUUCAAGAUGACUUUAAUCUUUGUGGAUUAAGCAGUCAAGUUCCAUAUUAUGAGUAUGCAUUGGAUCUCAUUCUGGACAUUGAAUCCUCUAACAGUGACACUUUCAAUGAAGAACAGAAUGAGUUGGUGGAAUCAGCAGCAGAGAUGCUAUAUGGUUUGAUUCAUGUUCGUUACAUUUUGACAAGUAAGGGAAUGGCAGCAAUGUUGGAGAAGUAUAAGAACUUUGAUUUCGGAAGAUGCCCAAGAGUUUACUGUGCUGGACAGUCUUGCCUACCAGUUGGUCAAUCAGACAUUUCACGUUCAAGUACUGUCAAAAUCUAUUGUCCAAAGUGUGAAGAUAUUUACUAUCCUCGGUCCAAGUAUCAGGGCAAUAUUGAUGGGGCUUACUUUGGAACGACAUUUCCACACUUGUUUCUGAUGACAUACGGGCAGUUGAAGCCAGAGAAGACGAUUCAUAGCUAUGUUCCUAGGAUUUUUGGCUACAAAAUCCAUAAGCCAUAAAGUAGAACACAACAUAUAUGUCUGUUACGAAAGUCUUGCUUGCAAUUUUUAUUGUGCAAGUUGUGUUCAAACAUUAGAAAAUGUUGGUUCCAUUGUUAGGAAUCAAAGAUUUUUUUACUAUUUGAUGAAACAAAAACCUUAGACUUGAAAACUUCACUGUAUAUGCACAAUGAGAUCUUUUUAUGUAAGAUUUUAUUUCUUUGGA
This is a messenger RNA of Impatiens glandulifera, 1141 nucleotides long. RefSeq names its product casein kinase II subunit beta-3-like. Gene Ontology annotation, molecular function: protein kinase regulator activity. The transcript is spliced from 5 exons. The coding region runs from base 28 to 936 and encodes 302 amino acids. Gene Ontology annotation, cellular component: cytoplasm; protein kinase CK2 complex. NCBI's taxonomy places the organism in Eukaryota, Viridiplantae, Streptophyta, Magnoliopsida, Ericales, Balsaminaceae. The record is from RefSeq and is a predicted model, not a curated record.